AUGUUAAAACAGUUCAUACAGCUACUACCACUUUCAUCACCUAUGCCCAAACGUUUUAAUCCAAAGAAUACAGUUAGACCUUUCCAUCGCGGCCAUUAUUCAAAACGACCACCAAGACAACAACAAACAUCCUCAUCGUCAUACCCACGAAACGAUUACGCUCGACAGAUGGAUAGUAAGAAUGAUUUAUUACAUGUUAGAAAUUUACCAAAGGAUACAAGGCAUGGGAUGGCUAUGUAUAAAGCUGCUACAACAAAAGUGAAAAAUACACUAGCAAAAUCACAAGAAUCUUGGAUUAAUAAAUUCCCACAUUUUGAACGAUUGAAUCAUAUAACUUAUACACCUAGGGUUAUGGAACCUUUAGAGACUUAUUUGACACAAGUUGAGGCAUAUUAUAAAAUGUUACAGAAGAAAAGUAAUGAAUCAUUAGCUAGGAAGAUAGAUUACCUAGAUAGCCAAUGGGUUGAACAAUCGGGGAAAGUUCCUGAUGUAAAACUUACUGAUGAUAAAGAUAGCAUAACGUAUAAGAAGCAAUUGAAAGAUUUAAAGAAAAACCAUUAUCCGACAGUUUAUUGUAGUCCCGGUGCCACAACAUUCGAUUAUUUACAUCGCAGUAUAGAGUUAUUAGCUAGUCGAAGUACUAUUUUAUUUUCUUUUGAUAUCGAGGCCUUUGAAUUGGAUAAUAGUGUAGUCACUGAAGUUGGGAUCUCCAUCUUUGACCCAAGAGAGAAUAUGACAGGGUAUGUACCAAUUACAAGGAAUUUCCAUAUUAUUGUCUCUGAAGCUCUUUCAUUACGUAACAAGAAAUGGGUUUGUGAUUUAAAAGAAUGUUAUCUAAUGGGACAGAGUCUUGUAUUGUCGUUGAAUGAAACUGUUGAGUUUGUUCAAUCUUUAAUUAAUUAUUAUAUGGUCGAGGCCACUGAAGAAUCAAGAACAUGGAAUCGUGCAUAUGUUGGUCAUAAUAUUGAUGGAGAUAUUAAUUGGCUUCAAAAGAUAGGUGUUGAAAUUCCAUUUGCAACAAAAUUAAAUAAGACACUAAAUGAAUCCAUUAAAGGAAUACCGUAUGUUUUAGAUACAAUGAAAUUAUAUAAUGGUUGUUAUGGACCAAAUGGUGGUAGUUUAGGUAAAAUUUUAAGAUUAUUUGGUUUACCUCAUGCUUUCUUACAUAAUGCAGGGAAUGAUGCACAUUACACAUUAGAAUUAUUGAUGCAUAUGUGUGAUAUUAAUUUUAGAAUUCAAUAUGGUCUUGAUGAUUUAGAUAAAUUUCAAAGAAGAGCACAAGAAUUUAUUGAUCGUAGUAAAAUUGAACCAAAAGUUUUACCUAUAUCAUAUAGUAUUACCAUGAAGGAUGCUGCUAAAGCAAAUAAACCUAAGAAAGAUUUAGUACCACAAACGGAGUUUGGUGGAUCUAAAUGGUUUGCUACAGCCAAUGACGCAUUUGAAAGUACAAUCGAGUACACAGGUAAUUUAUUUUAA
Maudiozyma saulgeensis is the source of this 1476-nucleotide messenger RNA. Lineage: Eukaryota; Fungi; Ascomycota; Saccharomycetes; Saccharomycetales; Saccharomycetaceae. The record is from the annotation of a GenBank genome assembly.